Messenger RNA from Oncorhynchus nerka (sockeye salmon), 999 nucleotides. RefSeq names its product adhesion G protein-coupled receptor B2-like. Gene Ontology annotation, biological process: negative regulation of angiogenesis. The record is from RefSeq and is a predicted model, not a curated record. Gene Ontology annotation, molecular function: G protein-coupled receptor activity. Bases 1 to 999 code for a protein of 332 amino acids. Lineage: Eukaryota; Metazoa; Chordata; Actinopteri; Salmoniformes; Salmonidae. The transcript is spliced from 8 exons. Gene Ontology annotation, cellular component: membrane.
AUGGAGAGGUGGCGAGGGCGAGUGCAUGGGCUGUGGGAGGAGUGGUCGUCAUGGAGCCUGUGUUCUGUCACGUGUGGGCGGGGCUCCAGGACCCGAACCAGAAACUGUGAGAGCGGAGGAGGGGCCAAGCUCUGUGGAGGGCCUGAGAAACAGACCAAACUCUGCAACAUAGCAGUGUGUCCCGUGGAGGGCCAGUGGUUGGACUGGGCUCCAUGGUCUAGGUGCAGUGAAACCUGUUCCACAGGGAGCCAGCAGAGACAGAGGAGGUGUAGUGCAUCGGUGCAUGGCUGGGCAGAGUGUAAAGGACCACACCAGGAGACCCGGGAGUGUACCAACCCAUCUUGUGGUGGUGGGGGUAACUGGGGCAGCUGGAACCACUGGAGUCUGUGCAGUAAGACGUGUGACUCAGGGUGGCAGCGUCGCUUCAGGAUGUGUGAGGGGACAGGGAUACAGGGUUACCCCUGUGACGGCUCCGGAGAGGAGGUCCGCUCCUGCAAUGACAAGAAGUGCCCCGCACCUCAUGAGAUCUGUAGAGAUGAGUACCUUGUAACCAUGACCUGGAAAAGAGCCUCGGCUGGAGAAACAGUCUACAACAAGUGUCCGACUAACGCCACUGGAUCUGCUAGUCGUCGUUGCUUGCUGGACGCUAAUGGAGUUGCUUACUGGGGUCCUCCGAGCUUCGCCAGAUGCGUCUCGAUGGAAUUCAGAUAUUUACAUUUAUCUUUGCGAGAGCAUCUUGCGAAGGGUCAGAGGACCCUGGCUGGAGAGGGCAUGUCUCAGGUCGUGAGGAAUCUCCUGGAUCUCUUACAGAGGAGGAGCUACUACAGUGGUGACCUCCUGUUCUCCACGGAGAUUCUCCGAAAUGUGACGGACACCUUCAAGAGAGCAACCUACAUCCCAGCUCCCGACGACACACAGAAAUUCUUCCAGGUAGUCAGCUAUAUGUUGGACAUGGAAAACCUUGAGAAGUGGGAAGACGCUCAUCAGGUAGGCUUUUAA